ACGGAAACAAAAGCCGGUUAUUUGAUCGCCUUUCGUUAUCAUCGUUAAGUUUGUUUGUUGACACGCGUCGUGGCAGAAAUAUUUGUUUAUGCUUGUUUGAAUGUUGUGUAUCAGAUUAUUUUUUGUAAAUUGAAAAUAAUUCUAGAAUUACAAUGAAGGCUUUAAUUUUGGUUGGUGGAUAUGGCACAAGGUUGCGACCUUUGACACUGAGCUGUCCCAAACCACUAGUAGAGUUCUGUAACAAACCUAUGUUACUACAUCAGCUAGAAGCAUUGGUUGAGGCAGGAGUCAGUCAUAUAAUUCUAGCUGUAAGUUAUAGAGCAGAUCAAAUGGAGAAAGAAUUAAAGUCUGUCGAAGAAAAGCUUGGAAUAACUAUCACUAUUUCUUUGGAAACAGAACCUCUUGGAACAGCCGGACCCCUUGCUCUAGCUAGAGAACACCUUACAAAGGACAACGAUCCAUUUUUUGUACUCAACAGUGAUAUAAUCUGUGAUUUCCCAUUUAAAGACAUGAUCAAGUUUCAUAAACAUCAUGGUAAACAAGGAACUAUUGUUGUAACAAAGGUAGAGGAGCCGUCCAAGUAUGGUGUGGUCGUUUAUGAUGUAGAGUGUGGCAGAAUACAUAAAUUUGUAGAGAAACCUCAAGAAUAUGUCUCCAAUAAAAUCAAUGCUGGAAUGUAUAUGUUUUCACCGGCAAUGUUAGAUAGAAUAGAGCUUAGACCUACAUCAAUUGAGAAAGAAGUGUUUCCAGACAUGGCAAAAGAUGGAGAAAUGUAUACUAUGGAAUUACAAGGUUUUUGGAUGGAUGUAGGUCAACCUAAAGAUUUUCUCACUGGUAUGUGUAUGUACUUGACCUCGUUAAAAAAGAAGAGCUCCAACCUGUUAUAUAAUGGUGAAGGUGUUGCAGGGAAUGCUCUUGUGGAUCCCAGUGCAAAAAUAGGCCAUAAUUGUAGAAUAGGACCUAAUGUUACAAUAGGACCAAAUGUUGUUAUAGAAGAUGGUGUUUGUAUUAAAAGAUGUACAGUUUUAAAUGGUGCUCAUAUAAAAUCACAUUCAUGGCUAGAUUCUUGUAUCAUUGGAUGGAAAUGUGUGGUUGGUAGAUGGGUACGUAUGGAGAAUGUCUCAGUACUAGGGGAAGAUGUUACAGUGAAAGAUGAACUUUAUAUAAAUGGUGGUAGAAUUUUACCUCACAAAUCUAUAGCUGACUCCGUGAAAGAUCCACAGAUUAUAAUGUAGUGCUCUCCACAUUGAAAAGCAUUUAAAGUGGUUGACCAAUUACCUAUCUGA
Molecule: messenger RNA, 1286 nt
Organism: Ruditapes philippinarum (Manila clam)
Lineage: Eukaryota; Metazoa; Mollusca; Bivalvia; Venerida; Veneridae
Product: mannose-1-phosphate guanyltransferase beta-like
Exons: 10
Coding region: 153-1235 (360 amino acids)
Biological process (GO): cell wall mannoprotein biosynthetic process; GDP-mannose biosynthetic process
Cellular component (GO): cytoplasm
Molecular function (GO): mannose-1-phosphate guanylyltransferase (GTP) activity; GTP binding
Source: RefSeq, a predicted model, not a curated record